AUGCUGGGCAGGUCUCCUCAUCUUAUCGGGGGUAUUUUAUGGAUCCAGAAUCCAAUGAGAGCUGUCCACUGCAACCUGAGUCAGAAUGGCAUCGACCACCAGAUGUACCCAGAGGAUGUCGAAUCACAGCUAGAUGAAGUGGAGGAGUCUGUUGACGGCCCCCCAGUGCUGCUGGAUGACGACAGCCCAGGCUACCAUGACAUCAGCCCGUCCAUUUUUCAGCGCCAUAUGCCACCACAUCGCUCAGUGUCCGAAUCUGAGCUCUCACGGCCUGGACAUGUGAAACUGUCCAAACCCGUGGCUCUGUGGACCCAACAAGAUGUCUGCAAAUGGCUGAAGAAACACUGUCCGAAUCAACAUCAGAUAUACAGUGACUCCUUUAAACAGCAUGAUAUCACAGGGCGGGCUCUGAUGAGAUUGACGGACCGAAAGCUGGAGAGAAUGGGCAUCAUGCAGGAAGCAGAGAGGCAGAACAUCCUACAACAGGUCCUGCAGCUCCGUGUCCGAGAGGAAGUUAGGACCCUUCAACUUCUUACGCAAGGUCAGAUUUUGCCCAUCGAGUGCAGGGCUUUCCUCAUGGUCGUCUGCAACCUGCAGCCUUUGGGUCAAACUUCAGGAUGGCUCUUGACGGUGGGUCAGGAGGAAGACGAAGAACAUGGCCGAACCACCGGAUGA
Molecule: messenger RNA, 675 nt
Organism: Nerophis lumbriciformis (worm pipefish)
Lineage: Eukaryota; Metazoa; Chordata; Actinopteri; Syngnathiformes; Syngnathidae
Source: RefSeq, a predicted model, not a curated record